Messenger RNA from Myiozetetes cayanensis, 1602 nucleotides. It is a transcript of the gene CWF19L1, whose product is annotated as CWF19 like cell cycle control factor 1. Gene Ontology annotation, biological process: mRNA splicing, via spliceosome. Lineage: Eukaryota; Metazoa; Chordata; Aves; Passeriformes; Tyrannidae. Gene Ontology annotation, cellular component: post-mRNA release spliceosomal complex. Gene Ontology annotation, molecular function: RNA lariat debranching enzyme activator activity. The record is from RefSeq and is a predicted model, not a curated record.
UCCGCCAUGGCGGCGCCGCUGCGCGUGCUGGCGUGUGGCGACGUGGAGGGGCGGCUGGAUGCGAUCUUCGGGCGGGUCCGCGCCGUCCAGGCCAAGAGCGGCCGCUUCGACAUGCUCCUGUGUGUCGGGAAUUUCUUCGGCUCUUCCUCGGAGGCAGAAUGGGCCGAGUACCGCACGGGGGCCAAGAAAGCUCCAAUCCCAACCUACGUGCUGGGUGCCAACAACCAGGACACCCUGAGCUAUUUUCCAGACGUCAGUGGCUGUGAGCUGGCUGAGAACAUCACUUACCUGGGCCGGCGGGGCGUGUUCAGCGGCUGCUCGGGGCUGCACAUCGCGUACCUGAGCGGCACGGAGGCGCAGGAGCAGCCGGCUCCCGCCCACAGCUUCAGUGCCAAGGACGUGGCAGAGCUCAAAACAUCCCUGCUAUCCACCCCAAACUUCAGAGGAGUGGACAUCCUGCUGACCUCCUGGCCCAGAGACGUGGGCACCUUUGCCAACAGCGCGGGAGAAAUAGACACCAAGAAAUGUGGCUCCAAGUUGGUAUCAGAUCUGGCUGCAAGUCUCAAACCAAGGUACCAUUUUGCUGCCCUGGAGAAGGCCUAUUACGAAAGACUUCCUUACAGAAAUCACACAGUGCUACAGGAGACCCCACAGCACGUGACCAGGUUCAUUGCACUUGCUGAUGUUGGCAAUACAAGCAAGAAAAAGUACCUCUAUGCCUUCAGCAUCGUGCCCAUGAGCUCCAUGGAUCCCGUGGAGCUGGUGAAGCAGCCGCAGGACGUCACCGAAAAUCCCUACCGGAAACUGCGCAAGGAGGCCGCCAAGGCCAAGGCAGAGGAAGAACCAGCUUGUCAGUUUUUCUUUGACUUGAACAAGCAUCAGGGAAAGAAACGUCCCUUAGAUGGGAAACAGGGAGGGGACUCCCAACCCAAGCAAGCCAAGAAACCCCCACAGCCCACGGGGCCCUGCUGGUUCUGCCUGGCCAGCCCAGAGGUGGAGAAGCACCUGGUCGUCAGUAUCGGCACACACUGCUACCUUGCCCUGGCCAAAGGGGGCUUGUUGCCUGACCAUGUCCUGAUUUUGCCUAUUGGGCACUAUCAGUCAGUGGUGGACUUGUCCUCAGAGGUGCUGGAAGAAGUGACCAAGUACAAGGCUGCCCUAAAGGAGUUUUUCAGAAGCAAGGGAAAGAGAUAUGUCCUGUUUGAAAGAAACUAUAGGAGUCAGCAUCUGCAGCUACAGGUGAUCCCUGUCCCACUGGACCUCUGCACUUCUGAAGACAUUAAAGAGUCUUUUAUUACACAAGCACAGGAACAACAGAUUGAAUUGUUAGAAAUCCCAGAGCACUCGGAUAUCACGCAAGUGGCACAGCCGGGGAUGCCGUACUUCUACGUGGAGCUGGACACGGGGGAGAAGCUGUUCCACCGCAUCCGCGGGCGGUUCCCGCUGCAGUUCGGCAGGGCGGUGCUGGCGAGCGCGGCGCUGUUGGCGCUGCCGGAGCGGGCGGACUGGCGGCAGUGCGCGGCCCCGCGGCCCGAGGAGGCGGCGCAGGCCCGCGCCUUCCGCCGCGACUUCCAGCCCUUCGACUUCUCCCUCCGGGACUGA